Molecule: messenger RNA, 810 nt
Organism: Aphanomyces astaci
Lineage: Eukaryota; Oomycota; Saprolegniomycetes; Saprolegniales; Verrucalvaceae
Exons: 4
Coding region: 1-810 (269 amino acids)
Source: RefSeq, a predicted model, not a curated record
AUGGAGGAGAUAGUUUUGACGCUGGUGACGCGUCGGGGGGUCGUGCGGCCCACGAUCUGCUCGGACGUCGAAGUCGCCACGAUGGUCGGCCGGCAUGGCGGUCCGUCGGCCAACGCUGGAUGGAUGGGCGAGGUUGCAGGGCUAGCCAUUGCCGAAACCACUGUUCAAUAUGAGUACCCCCUCGGCGCGUACAUUGUGACUGGAGCGACCACACCAAGUGAGACAGCGAGUGGCACUGGAAUACUGUAUACAGAUGGCACCGUGGACAAAGCCGACUUUACCGACUGCAAGAAAGUGGAGUCGUUAACAUGGGACACUGCUGGCCACUAUGUCGCCAACCUCAUCGCCGUCCAAGUGCUGCUGAGUUUACUGGCCAUGGCCUUGACCAGAAGCGACUUUUACGUGACGAUUCCUCCUCCACCAAAAACAAAAGUCAUGACAUAUAUAUGUACGAUUUGCUGGCCGGAUUGGAGCGUCUCAAGCUGCUGCUCGUGGUGGUCGCUCUUGUACGCGGACGUGGCGCGCAUCUACCGCGGCACCGCCAACUGCGAUCUCAUCUGGUUGUCCCUGUCUACGAUUCUAGUACGCAUCUUCUUUGUCGUCGUGAAUGUGACCACUGACCGGUAUAAGAUCGCCCAGACCAGCAAGACGGCGUACUUCUCCAAAGACACGAUGACCCUGAGCACCGUCUGCCACCUCGUGCCCACCCUCGCCAAGCUCCUUACCAUCAUCCCCGAACAGCUCAGUCCUCAGAUCUACGGCAUGAUCGACAAGAAUUCCUUCACCAGCCAACACACAAGCGACGACUAG